GAUUGUACCAUGGACAACAAGGAAAGCUGCCCAAGUGUUAGCAUUCCCAGCUCUGAUGAACACAGAGAGAAAAAGAAGAGGUUUACUGUUUAUAAAGUCUUGGUUUCAGUGGGUAGAAGUGAGUGGUUUGUCUUCAGAAGAUAUGCAGAAUUUGAUAAACUCUACAACACUUUAAAGAAGCAAUUUCCUGCUAUGGCCCUGAAGAUUCCUGCCAAGAGAAUAUUUGGUGAUAAUUUUGAUCCAGAUUUUAUUAAACAAAGAAGAGCAGGACUGAAUGAAUUCAUUCAGAACUUGGUUAGACAUCCAGAGCUUUACAACCAUCCAGAUGUCAGAGUAUUCCUUCAAAUGGACAGUCCAAAACAUCAGUCAGACCCAUCUGAGGACGAGGAUGAAAGAAGUACUCAGAAGCUACAUUCUACCUCACAGAACAUCAACCUGGGACCAUCUGGAAAUCCUCAUGCCAAACCAAUGGACUUUGAUUUCUUAAAAGUUAUUGGAAAAGGCAGCUUUGGCAAGGUUCUUCUUGCAAAACGGAAACUGGAUGGGAAAUUUUAUGCUGUCAAAGUGUUACAGAAAAAAAUUGUUCUCAACAGAAAAGAGCAAAAACAUAUUAUGGCCGAACGUAAUGUUCUUUUGAAAAAUGUGAAACAUCCAUUUUUGGUUGGAUUGCAUUAUUCUUUCCAAACAACUGAAAAGCUUUACUUUGUCCUGGAUUUUAUCAAUGGAGGGGAGCUGUUUUUUCACUUACAAAGAGAACGGUCCUUUCCUGAGCACAGAGCUAGGUUUUAUGCUGCUGAAAUCGCCAGUGCAUUGGGUUAUUUGCACUCUAUCAAAAUAGUGUACAGAGACUUGAAACCAGAAAAUAUUCUUUUGGAUUCAGUAGGACAUGUUGUCUUAACUGAUUUUGGACUUUGUAAAGAAGGAAUUGCUAUUUCUGAUACCACCACCACAUUUUGUGGGACACCAGAGUACCUUGCACCUGAAGUAAUCAGGAAACAGCCUUACGACAAUACUGUAGAUUGGUGGUGUCUCGGUGCUGUCCUGUAUGAGAUGCUGUAUGGAUUGCCGCCUUUUUAUUGCCGAGAUGUUGCUGAAAUGUAUGACAAUAUUCUUCACAAGCCCCUCAAUUUGAGACCUGGAGUGAGUCUCACAGCCUGGUCCAUUCUGGAGGAACUCCUAGAAAAAGACAGGCAAAAUCGACUCGGUGCCAAAGAAGACUUUGUUGAAAUUCAGAAUCAUCCUUUUUUUGAAUCACUCAGCUGGACUGACCUUGUACAAAAGAAGAUUCCACCACCAUUUAAUCCUAAUGUGGCUGGACCAGAUGAUAUCCGGAACUUUGAUGCAGCAUUUACAGAAGAAACCGUUCCAUAUUCUGUGUGUGUGUCCUCUGACUAUUCUAUAGUAAAUGCCAGUGUACUGGAGGCAGAUGAUGCAUUUCUCGGCUUCUCUUAUGCACCUCCUUCAGAAGACUUAUUUUAA
Messenger RNA from Chrysochloris asiatica (Cape golden mole), 1479 nucleotides. It is a transcript of the gene SGK3, whose product is annotated as serum/glucocorticoid regulated kinase family, member 3. Lineage: Eukaryota; Metazoa; Chordata; Mammalia; Afrosoricida; Chrysochloridae. Gene Ontology annotation, molecular function: ATP binding; phosphatidylinositol binding; protein serine/threonine kinase activity. Gene Ontology annotation, biological process: protein phosphorylation. The coding region runs from base 10 to 1479 and encodes 489 amino acids. The transcript has 16 exons. The record is from RefSeq and is a predicted model, not a curated record.